AUGGCGGUGAUCCGAUUGUUCCAACAGCAGCAGCAACAGCAGCAACAACAACAACAACAAUUGCACCAACAAAACCAACCACACCAAACGCUUAUGCUUCAGCAACAACUAGCACAAAACGUGACGCCUGAACAGCAGCAAAUGCAACUUCAGCUGCUACAACAGCACUUAUUACAGCAACAGCAAGGUGGAGCAUCAGCACCGCCAAAUAAUAUGCUCAACCAAAUCCAAUAUCAAAUGCUUGCAUUUCAAUUCCUGCAAAAGGGCAUGGGUGCACCUGUCCAAGACGAGCCUGUACCGCCCGUUGAAGAGCAACGCAAAAUACUUGGCGAAAAACUAGCCGAGGCUAUCUAUCGUCAAGAACGAGAUCAUCGCGCAUUAAGCAAAGUCAAGUACCCAGACACACCCGUCAAAGAGCAGCUCACAUUUAUGGACCUGCUGUCCGGAAUCCAACGAUCGCAUGCACACGCAUCGCGACAACAACGGUUACUUGUCCCAGAAGAACAUCUGCCACCCAACAUGCCAUUUGUUGCCAUGACUCCCAAGGGACUCUCACCGCUUACAGUACUUCGAAAACGCGAAGAACGGAUCCAACGUCGCGCACAGCUGCGCCAAGAUGAAUUGGAAUCCAAAAUAGUGGACGGCACCGAACUUGGGAAGCUGAUUGACGAAAAUUACAAAGAAACGAUCAGAAGCGCAACACCGGAUCAGCUCACCGACAUCAUCCGAUUGAAAUCAUUGCGGCUUCGGGAUAAACAGAUCAAAAUACGUCAAGAAGUACUGCAUGGACAAGAAGAAGCCGCGAAAUUAUCUGCCACGAUUGACAGAGCUGCCUAUCGCAAGCUAAUGAAACAAUCCAUCCGCGAUGCCAAGAUGACAGAAAAGUUGGAGAGACAGCAGCGGUUAGAUAAGGAGAAACGUGAAAAGCAGCGUCAUUUGGAGUAUCUGCAGACCGUAUGCAACCAUGGCCGAGAUUUAUUGGCAUGGCACAAGGCGUCUCAAGGAAAGAUGGGCAAGUUGGGCAAGGCAGUGCUGCAAUUCCAUGCACAUAUUGAACGUGAAGAACAGCGGCGUGCAGAUCGCUUGUCCAAGGAACGUAUGCGUGCGUUGAGAGCUGAUGAUGAAGAGGCCUAUAUGAAGCUGAUUGAUGAGGCCAAGGAUACCCGAUUGACAUUACUGCUCAAGCAAACUGGCACUUAUUUGGAAUCACUCACACGCGCGGUGGUGGAUCAGCAGAAUGAUCCAAUUCAUCAAGUGGAGGAGAAAGCCGAUGACUUGUUAGAAGGUGAAGAACCGGAUGAAGAAACUAUGCUGACGGAUUCGUCUGGAAAUAAGAUGGAUUAUUUCCGCAUGGCACAUCGAAUUCAAGAAAAUGUCUGUCAACCACAAAUUAUGAGCGGCGGCAAAUUAAAAGACUAUCAGGUCAAGGGCCUGCAAUGGAUGGUAUCGCUCUAUAACAACAAGCUCAACGGCAUCCUGGCUGAUGAAAUGGGUCUUGGCAAAACGAUUCAAACCAUCAGCUUAGUGACCUAUUUGAUUGAAAAGAAAAGUCAAAAUGGCCCCUUUUUGGUUAUCGUGCCAUUAUCCACAAUCACCAAUUGGGAGCUGGAAUUCGAAAAAUGGGCUCCAACAGUGACAAAAAUUGUAUACAAGGGCCCACCAGACGUGCGCAAAAGCAUUCAGAAAUCACAAAUCAAGCAUCGAGACUUUCAAGUUUUGUUGACGACAUUCGAUUACAUCAUCAAGGAUCGGCCCAUCCUAUCAAAAAUUAAAUGGACAUACAUGAUUAUUGACGAAGGUCACCGCAUGAAGAAUACGCAAUCCAAGCUGACGUCUGUGCUUCGGCAGUAUUAUGAUGCACGGUACCGCCUCAUUUUGACCGGUACUCCGCUGCAGAACAAUUUGCCAGAAUUAUGGGCUUUGUUGAACUUUGUUCUACCCCGCAUCUUUAACAGCGUAAAGAGCUUUGAAGAAUGGUUCAAUACUCCAUUUUCGAAUCAAGGUGUCCAGGACAAGGUGGAGCUAAAUGAAGAAGAACAGCUAUUGAUUAUCAAACGUUUGCAUAAAGUACUGCGGCCAUUCCUUUUACGGCGACUGAAGAAAGAUGUUGAAUCGGAAUUACCGGAUAAGGUAGAACGGGUGGUUAAAUGCAAGCUGUCAGCUUUGCAGUCGCGACUCUACUGGCAAAUGAAAAAGCAUGGCAUGUUAUAUGCUGGCAAUUCGGGUGGCAGUGGGCGCACAAGCAUCAAAGGCUUAAACAACACAAUCAUGCAACUUCGUAAGAUAUGUAAUCAUCCGUUUGUUUUCGAAGAAGUCGAACGAGCGGUGAACCCAUACAAGAUGAGCAAUGAACUGCUGUACCGAACAUCCGGAAAGUUUGAGCUGCUUGAUCGCAUCCUCCCUAAGCUUCGAUCGACCGGUCACCGAGUGCUGAUCUUUUUCCAAAUGACGCAGAUCAUGGAUAUCAUGGAAGACUUCUGCUUAUACCGUGGUUAUCGCCACCUUCGAUUGGAUGGAUCGACUAAAUCAGAUGAUCGAUCGCGACUACUACAAGUGUUCAACGCACCGGACUCUCCGUACUUUGUAUUUCUGCUGAGUACUCGCGCAGGUGGUUUGGGCUUGAAUUUGCAGACGGCAGACACGGUGAUUAUUUUCGACUCUGAUUGGAACCCACAUCAAGAUCUGCAGGCACAGGAUCGUGCCCAUCGUAUCGGCCAAACAAAGGAGGUCAGGAUAUUUCGCCUCAUCACCGAAGAUUCCAUUGAAGAGAAUAUCUUGGCACGAGCGCAAUACAAGCUAGACAUUGACGGCAAAGUCAUCCAAGCUGGCAAAUUUGACCACCGAAGUACCGAAGAGGACCGCGAGGCAUUCUUGCGAUCUUUACUAGAGGACAAGAGCGACGAGCGUGAUGACAAUGAGGAGAACGAGGAAUUAGACGACGAAGAGCUUAAUCUGAUGUUGAAACGGUCGGACCAAGAAUAUGCUACUUUCUCCAAGAUGGAUUUAGAACGGCAGCGUGCUACGGCUGAGGAAUGGAAGCAACGCUAUGGGGAUCAUCAUCCUCCUGGAGCCAAGCCAGAGCGGCUCAUGCAAGAGUGGGAGCUGCCUGACGUGUAUCAAUACGACAAUAGCGGCCCAUACGAGGAGGAUCAAGACUUGGAAGUGCUUGGUCGUGGCCAACGAACACGCGAGCCUAUCCAGUAUGAUGAUGGCAUGACGGAAGGACAAUGGUUGCGAAGGCUGGAGAAGGAGGCAUCUUCUGCUUCAGCAUCUCCGGGAAAACGGGGCAUGUCUCCAGAUGGAGCACCGCCUGGCAGUAGUAGCAAAAAGGCCAAAAAGCUCCGCAUACAUUAG
Messenger RNA from Zychaea mexicana, 3354 nucleotides. RefSeq names its product SNF2 family N-terminal domain-containing protein. The coding region runs from base 1 to 3354 and encodes 1117 amino acids. The record is from RefSeq and is a predicted model, not a curated record. Gene Ontology annotation, molecular function: DNA binding; ATP binding; ATP-dependent chromatin remodeler activity. Gene Ontology annotation, biological process: positive regulation of transcription by RNA polymerase II. NCBI's taxonomy places the organism in Eukaryota, Fungi, Mucoromycota, Mucoromycetes, Mucorales, Lichtheimiaceae. Gene Ontology annotation, cellular component: nucleus. The transcript has 9 exons.